AUGGCAGCAUCACCCUCUCUUCCGCUUCGGCGACUUCUUAAGCAGCCUGCAACAUGGGCUCCCCCCAAUACGACAGGCUUGCGAACCUCGGCCCGUCGCCAGCAGGUUUGGCUCCGAUGCUAUCACCAAGGCGUUAAUGCAGCGGCGAGUCCCCUAGUGCCUGGUCUACUUGACGCAGCAAAACCCCGUUCCGAUGAAGAUACCUUGCGCGCCUACGUGCCCGAGAACGACGAGGCCGAAAAAGUGAAUGAUUUCAUCAACAGUCACCCAAUUGCGGUAGAGAUGCGCCAGAACCCCGAUAUGACCGAAUCUCGCCCCCACAUGAAACUCCCCGAUGCGCUGCGGCGGCAUAAUCUCACUGGCGGUACGCUUCUUGGACCUGGCCGGAUUACAGUGCCCCCUGUAUGCUGGACUGAAGAGGGAGGCAAGUCUCUCGUGUCAAUCACCCAUCUUGGUACAGAUAUUUGCGGUCACCCUGGCAUUGUGCACGGUGGAUUGCUUGCUACAAUGCUUGACGAGGGACUGGCGCGAUGCUGCUUCGGUGCUCUUCCACACAAGGUGGGCGUUACCGCUAAGCUUGAGAUCAACUAUAGAAAGCCAGUGCAUGCAGGCACGUAUGUCGUUUUGCGGGCGCGCACGACGAGAGUAGAGGGGCGUAAGGCAUGGGUAGAGGGCCAGCUGGAAACGCUGCCAGUGGACGGAGAAGAGCCUCUUGUCCUGGCGCAAGCCUCUGCACUUUUUGUCUCUCCCAGAUUUGCAUCGGCGAGCAACAUUACAUGGCACCCAUCACUCUCGCGCUCUGAGCGUAACCAGCUGCGCGGCCAGCGUGGUUUCACCCUCUGGCUGACAGGACUGUCCGCCUCUGGCAAGUCUACCGUAGCCACCGCUCUGGAGCAGCACCUCUUGCACCUAGGAGUUGCCGCCUACCGUUUGGACGGCGACAACGUUCGCUUUGGCCUCAACAAAGAUCUCGGUUUCUCUGAGAAAGACCGCAAUGAGAACAUCCGUCGCAUUGCUGAGGUUGCCAAGCUGUUUGCCGAUUCUUCGACUGUUGCCAUUACCUCCUUCAUCUCGCCCUAUCGUGCAGACCGCCAAGUAGCUCGCGAGCUGCACAGCCAGACUGGCCAGAGCACCAACGAGGCCAUUCCAUUCAUCGAGGUAUUUGUCGACGUGCCUCUCGAAGUUGCCGAGCAGCGUGACCCCAAGGGUCUGUACAAAAAGGCUAGGGCGGGAGAGAUCAAGGAUUUCACCGGCAUUUCGGCCCCCUACGAGGCACCCGAGAAGCCCGAAAUCGUCAUUAGGACCGACAAGUCGAGCGUUGAGGAAUGUGUGGCACAGAUUGCCGAGUGGCUGAUCAAGGAGGGUCUCAUUACUACGAGUAAAACAGCCUGA
Messenger RNA from Colletotrichum phormii, 1392 nucleotides. Its product is annotated as Adenylylsulfate kinase-domain-containing protein. The transcript has 5 exons. Gene Ontology annotation, molecular function: adenylylsulfate kinase activity; ATP binding. The record is from RefSeq and is a predicted model, not a curated record. Gene Ontology annotation, biological process: sulfate assimilation. The coding region runs from base 1 to 1392 and encodes 463 amino acids. NCBI's taxonomy places the organism in Eukaryota, Fungi, Ascomycota, Sordariomycetes, Glomerellales, Glomerellaceae.